AUGGACGCGGUCCGUCCACUCCAGCCAGCCGAUCGCGAGUGGCCCCCCAACCCGACAAAACCUCCUCGCCUUUCACUCGCUACAUCGAUUUGCCAGCCACGCUACAUAAACCGUACAAAACCAUAUCCUCCCCCAUCGCCUCGCCUCGCCGAUCGAUCGACGGACGACGGCCGGAACAUAGCUGUAGAUCGAGCUGAAUCGCCGGCGGCGGCCAUGGGACGGGUGAAGCUGCAGAUCAAGAGGAUCGAGAACAUCCCGAACAGGCAGGUGACGUUCUCCAAGCGGCGAAACGGGCUGAUCAAGAAGGCCUACGAGCUGUCCGUCCUCUGCGACAUCGACAUCGCCCUCCUCAUGUUCUCCCCCUCCGGCCGCCUCAGCCACUUCUCCGGCCGCCGCAGGAUCGAGGACGUGCUCACAAGGUACAUCAAUCUCCCAGAAAGUGACAGAGGAGGAACUAUCCAAAACAGAGAGUAUUUGAUCAACAUGCUCACCCAGCUCAAAUGCGAGAGCGACGUCACCGAGGAUCUCACUAACACGAGCAGUAAGGCGCCGGUUAACUCCAACAUUGAGGAGCUUCAGCAAGAGAUCAGGAGAUGCCAGCACCAGAUGCAGCUCACAGAGGAGCAAUUGAGGAUGUUUGAGCCGGACCCGGCCAGGUCUGCAUCCAUGGAGGACGUCGAGGCCAGCGAGAAGUUCAUCGCCGGCAUCCUCAGCCGCGUCGAGGAGAGGAAGAGGUAUUUGCUGUGCAGCAUGGGCUCGUUCGACGUGACGGCGUCAACAUCUGCCAUGCAGCAUCUGUAUCUACCGCAGCAGCAUCAGCACGGGGACAUCACUGAUAAUGGGUUUGGAAGCGAUGAGGUGGCCUCGUGGGUCUCUGAGGGGAUGCCGCCGACAACCUCGUCGGUGGCGUCGAUAUUCGCCGGAACUUCAGAUUCCAUGAUGUCUUUUAGAGAUCAAGCGGUGUACGACACGAUGAGACAAGAUGCAUGUGUGGAUCAGACAGUGGUCCCGGAGAUGGGGAUGUGCCAUGUGGACCAGCAGAACCAGAGUGACGACUGGCAGGCGUACACGUCGGCGGAGUUCCUCAACGCGCUAAUCCCGCCCACGCCGUUCCCUCUCGACGACGAGGAUACGAUGGGCCCGAUGUUGGCGUCAUCACCGCUAUUGAUGCCCGGCAUCCAUGACCAGCAGCCGCCGGUGGAGGAUAUGGCGACGGCGGGCUGCUCGCAAGCGCCGGCUAACGAUGGCAACGGGUUAUACGCAGCUGAGGACAUUGCUCCGGUUAACGUUGGUUAAUUAGAUGCUUUUGUACUAGAAAUUUAUGGAAUAUAUAGUGUUGUCAUGUUACUAGUGUGCCAGGAAUUGAAGCUAAGGAUUUUUAGUUUGGAAUUUUUUUUCUUUGAUCAUGAUGGGCUGGGUGUGCCACAAUUAAUGUUAUAUGAUCCAUAUAAUACACCAUGCACAAUGUAAGAUAAUGUUACGUACUAGCAUGUAAUAAGAUAUUAUCCAGUAAGAUCGAGUUAUUUAUCAUCUA
Oryza sativa Japonica Group (Japanese rice) is the source of this 1534-nucleotide messenger RNA. Its product is annotated as agamous-like MADS-box protein AGL66. Gene Ontology annotation, molecular function: DNA-binding transcription factor activity, RNA polymerase II-specific; protein dimerization activity; RNA polymerase II cis-regulatory region sequence-specific DNA binding. Gene Ontology annotation, biological process: positive regulation of transcription by RNA polymerase II. The record is from RefSeq and is a predicted model, not a curated record. NCBI's taxonomy places the organism in Eukaryota, Viridiplantae, Streptophyta, Magnoliopsida, Poales, Poaceae.